AUAAGCACCUUGGUCUUUGAAGUCAAGGGAAGCAGACUCUUCUAAGAGACAGCCUGCCUUUCCAUUGAUCUCCAAAGACAAGAUUAGCAGAUUCUGCCUGUUAACCAAAGAUUUUAGGAGCCAUUUUAGUACGGCAGCUUUUCCCUUAUCUUAGGAGGACAAAAAUAAACACUUCCUGACCCAGAUCCUGGCUGGCAGACAGAUCAGAGCUGGGUUUACAAGUACAAGCCCUGCUUUUCCUGACCCCGCCCCCCAUUUUUUCCAAAAAUUUUCCCGCCUUCUGCACCCCGAGGCCCGCCUAUAAAACCUCACAAUCCGUGGGCUGACAUUUUCCCUUCCCCAAAGGGAACGUGUCCCUUACUAAAUAAAGCUCUAUCCAGCUGAGAGUUUUAUCUGUCUUGGUGCCGCCUCCUCCUCCAUUCAUUAGUUCUCCAACAACCUUUUACCUAUGGAGGAGCUAGCAAGACCAUGGAAUUCCAUUUUCUGUUUCUUACCUGACUGUUAUUUAUAGAUGUUUCUCAGGUUGCAGAAAAGAUGGAAAAAAGGACAUGCCUCUGCCCAGAAGAUCUUGAGUACAGUGUGCUAUACUUUGCACAAUCAGAGAAUAUAGCUGCUCAUGAAUUGUUUGGCAAAGAGCUGUAUUCAUCAGCACUUGUUGAAUGUGAGGGUCGUAAUCAACUUAAUUCUGAUAGAAAUUUUGAUGUGGAAUCAGUAAAAAAAGAAAUCCAGAGAGGAAGAAGGUUGAAAUGCAAACUUUGCCAUAAAAGAGGAGCCACUGUGGGAUGUGAUUUAAAAUCCUGUAACAAAUCUUACCACUUUUUCUGUGCCAAGGAGGGAAAAGCAUUUCUACAAGUUGAUGGAGCUCAAGGAACUUAUAAGUUGUUAUGCCAACAGCAUGCUCCAAAACUACCAAGUAUCAGUCCAAGUGAUGCCUGUUCAGGAAUGAAAAAAAAGAGAGGAAGGAAGAAACGUCUUCCAUCAGGCAGUCCUGUACAGCCAAAUGAGUCAAAGAUCAGUAGAUUCGAAAGAUCUAUGAGAGAAGAGCCCAUCUGCCACACAGACACAAUUGUGAAAGUUCCUUUUAAGAAAUGUUAGGAAGCAGGACUUCUUAAUGACUUAUUUGAAGGGAUGUUGGGCAAACUUCACUUAAUUCACAGAAGACUCACAGAGGAGACCACUUCAGAAUCAGACUAUGAAGAACUUGGGACUUUACUGUUUGACUGUAGGUUGUUUGAAGACACAUUAAUAGAAUUUCAAGCAGGUGUUAAAAUUCAUGAGUCUGAACAAAGGCAAUGGGAGCUGAAGGAGGAGCUUGAGGAACUUGAGGAAUUAAAACAAAUCUUGUGCUCGUUUCAAGAAAACAGAGACCUCAACUGCUCAAGUUCUACUUCAGUAUCCUUGCUAUCUCCUUAAGGACCACGAGUUCCAAGGAGUCAACUGCCACUGCAAGUAGGCACAGUACACCAGCUUGGGAAUGCGUCGCUCUAGGAUCAGCUCUCACCCACCCCCUCCAGGCCUCAACCUGCUGAAAUACGUAUGUAAAAAGCUGGCAGCUUUUAAGAUGACCUACAGUAGCCCUCAGAUGUCAUAAAUGUAGAUGUAUUGCUGUGCUUGUACCAGAUUUCCCUGUCCUCGUGUUACACUCUGCUUUUCAGAAAUUUUACAGUCACAGUCAUUUACAAGGACAUGUACCAUCUUCAAAAUAAACAUUAAAAUUUAAAACAAGUCCCUAUGAGUAAGACCAUCACUGAGAAUAGAUGAUUCAACUGCACUAUCUUCUAAUGGAAAUAAAGUCUAUGGAUUUCUAUGGGGUGGUGUGUGUAGCUGAGAAGCAGCUGACACAUCCACAGUGGUACCA
Nannospalax galili (Upper Galilee mountains blind mole rat) is the source of this 1858-nucleotide messenger RNA. RefSeq names its product PHD finger protein 11 (gene Phf11). Lineage: Eukaryota; Metazoa; Chordata; Mammalia; Rodentia; Spalacidae. Gene Ontology annotation, cellular component: nucleus. The record is from RefSeq and is a predicted model, not a curated record. Gene Ontology annotation, molecular function: histone binding; histone deacetylase binding.